Molecule: messenger RNA, 837 nt
Organism: Rhododendron vialii
Lineage: Eukaryota; Viridiplantae; Streptophyta; Magnoliopsida; Ericales; Ericaceae
Exons: 1
Coding region: 1-837 (278 amino acids)
Molecular function (GO): RNA-DNA hybrid ribonuclease activity; nucleic acid binding
Source: RefSeq, a predicted model, not a curated record
AUGGUCGGAUGUGAAGAACAUUAUACUCCAUUAGAGAAGACAUGUUGGGCACUUGUCUGGGCUUCUAAGAAAUUAAGACAUAUGCUGGCCUACCCAGUAAGGCUGAUUUCUCGAAUGGAUCCUCUCAAGUAUUUAUUCGAGAAACCGGCUCUUAUGGGAAGGAUGGCACAAUGGCUGCUGAUGUUAGCAGAAUUUGAAUUAAAAUAUGUCACCAGGAAGUCUGUAAAAGGAAGAGUUGUUGCUAAAUUCUUGGCCGACUGCCCAGUUGAAGGAGGCGAAGACGCUGAGUUUAAGUUUCCUGACGAAGACGUAAUGACUCUAGUUGAAGAUGUUUGGAAGUUGUAUUUCGACAGGGCUGCAAAUCAGAAAGGGUUUGGAAUUGGUGUGUUGCUAAUAGCACCCAACGGAUCUCACAUUCCACUUGCAUUCAAGCUAAACUUUGAAGUCACCAACAACCAAGCAGAAUACAAGGCUUGCAUUGUAGGUAUGGAAGCAACAAUCAAAAUUCGCAUAGAGAAAUUGGAGGUGGUGGGAGAUUCCAACUUGGUAGUAUCACAGGCUAACGGUGACCGGAGAGUCAAAGAGGAAAAGCUAAAGCCAUACCAUCAGGAUCUUGAGGAUCUCAUCCCCCAUUUCAACAAGGUAACUUUUACUCAUAUACCAAGGCUCAAGAAUCAAUUUGCGGAUGCUUUGGCCACGCUGGCAUCCAUGGUUGAAAUUCUCAUUGGUGUGAAACUAAGGCCAAUCAUGAUCGAACAAAGGGAUACACCAGUAUACCGGCAUGUCAUGACCAUUGAUGAACCCAAUGACGGUUACCCUUGGUAUUCUGACAUUUGA